AAAUGGAUUAUGAAGCAGAUAGACCAAGGAACCCUGAGCCCCCAAAGAAACCUGCCAGGAAAACCAAAUUAGUGUACGGAAAUGAAAAGACGGAGAUGGAUAUAUCCAAAUUAAACAUGGAUAUGAAUAUAUCCAUUUCAAAAAUAAAGAUGUAUCCUCCUGUGUUCAGCGAACCUCUACACCUAGAGACAGAGACAGCUCUGGAGAAUGAAACAGUUCAAAACCAAGAUAAUCUAGAAAUAAACCAGUUUGAAAUGCAUGAAUUUGACAACAACACCAAACCGGUUUCCAAGACUCCAGAUUUGGUUUGGAAACCUCAAACGAAAGUCCAAGUUAACCCUGAGAAGAGUGAAUAUGACCCCAGUAUCUCAAGUCGAGAGGAUGAAACUAGAUCACUGCUUGGUCAGUAUCAACCAGGUUUUAUUAAUCCUGGAGAUGAAGAUCUUGAAGAUAAUCCUGAUGAUGAAUAUAAACCUGCAAAACCAAGGCGAGGUAGCUGGGUCAUCUCGUCUAUAGUUGUAGAGAAAAUCAAGUCUCAUAAUAAUACAACAAAACAAUGGGAAAAUAAGAAAAUUACAGAUUGGCUAGAGACUCAGCCAAGAAGUUGUGGCAUAACCGAGGAUUCUAUUCAUCAGGCUUCUAGUAAUAUACACAGUCAAACUUUUCUUCACGGAAAUGGUUCAAUGCUCAAUAGCUCGAAAACCAACUCAGAGUCAUUAAUCCAGAAUACCAGCACACAGAAUUAUUGUAAUUUUACAAGCACUAUAAACCAAGAGUUUCAAGCAAAAAAAUAUGAAACAAUAACCAGGUCUUUGAUGGAACCAACCCUGAAUCCUGGAAAUGGUUUUGCUCAAGAAAAUAAGGAUCCUCAGUCUUAUAUUUCAUCAGCUAGGAAGAAGAAAGUGUUGAAUGAAAUAAGUUUAGAAAAUAUUGAACCUUUUGGAAAAUCCAGUUCAUUGCUACUUUCAAGCUUUCCUGUUAAUAAUAGAAGAAAUUCUGUUAUAAGCGUAGAUUCGUCUUCAGAACAGAGUAAUAAUGCAUUAAAGACUUGGUCAACAUCACAAGAGGAAUCUUCAAGAAAAGUGCGACGAAGUAGUGUUUGUCACAGCAAUGGUAAUAAUACUAAUACCUGGAAGGAGGCUAGAGAUCUCCGAUCGUCUUCUGUCGAUCCUGAAAAGAAACCUAUAAUCUUCAGUUUCCUUGGACUCGACCAGGAUCCGAAGCAUAGAACUAGGCAGCAUGAUUUUAUUCCUCCCAGAGAUAGUUUAGUUCCCAACCUUUCCCGCUAUAGCAGUCAGGAAUAUAUAUCUUUAGCUCAGGAACCUGGACCUGACACCAAUCUAAAUAGAAACAAAUCAUUGAGUAAGGAUGGAACUCUAUAUAGAAGCAAUACAAAUAUUUCAGAGGGUGUUGAGACCUAUACGUGGAGUAGACGAGGAUCUAUUUCAGGAACAGGGUUGAGAAGAGAAUCUAAGGUUAGUGCUCCGGAUCCCAAGGAUGGAGCAGUAUUUAACCGUGACGGAGGUUUCUUUAUGCCCUUCGGAAACACCGGGUCCAAACCUACUCAGGGGUGUAAGACAAGACGGCAGCUGAAAGCAGAAGAAGAUCUAAGAGAAAGGUUGGAGGAAGAGGAGAGAAGAAGAGUAGAGGAGAAUAGAAGAGAGAGGAAUCAGAAGAAAAAGGAGAAAAGAAGAAGAAAUCUAACUUCUACAGUUAGUGUUCAGACUGAAGAGCUUGCUAAACGAAGUGCUGAAAUAGAUGGAGUUACGAGAUUUAGGAAUGGGAAAAUGAUUUAAUUUAAUUUAAAUUUUCGCAUUGGCAAUAUUUUUAGAUAUUUAUUUAGCCCAAAAGUGAUAUUUAUUUUUUCCUCAGCAACAGUAGCUUACUGGUUAAUAAUCUCAGCAACAACAUCAACAUGACCAACAUCAACAACACCACUCCUGGUGAUCAAUAUCUUACAACAGAGAUAAUCAACAACAUCAAUUCCAGUAUUAAUCUUAGCCUGGUAAACAUGCAGAAUCAAUCAGAUCCUAAACCUAUCCCUGAAAACUCAAGUAUUCAAUCCAACCUAGAGAUUCCAUCAGCUCAAUCCAACCCAAACCAACUCAAUUUAAAUGAAACUGUUCAGGGGGGAAAACUCAACGAAAAAACAGGAGCGGAAAAAUGGAAAAGUUGGCGGGGUUGGGAGGAAGGAGAAGAGGUUUCAGGAUCCUUUAUAGGUUGCGGAUCCGAACCUUUGGGAGGAAAAAAGAACUGGUGGGACUGGGAACCAGAGAUUCCUGAGAAUGAAUUAAGAAGGAAACGAGAUCCAGUUCUUCAUUGUUCAAUGGAUGAUGAUUUUGUGCCGGACAGAAGUUUUUUGAGCUGUUCAAGAGAACCCAUCAAUAGGUUUGACUCAAGUUUUGAGCUAAACAGAACUAAAACAAUGGGUAGAAAUUCGUCAAGAGAUAUAUCUCGAGGUCAUCAAUUGAGAAACAGAACUGCUUCGGCUUCAAGAUAGAUUGGUCGAUUUUAGACUAAAGUAAAUUUUAUGUAUGAUUGAAAUCUGAUUUGUUCUCUAAUUUAAGAGCUAGUUGAGUGUGUACAAUGAGUCUUAUUAAACAUGCAAAUUAAUUAGAAAUCAUAUUUUAUCUUGUAGCAUUUAAUUGUAAACCUUGUCAAUCUAAUAUUCACUAAAACAAACAGUUUUUUGGCACGUUUUAUAUUCAGAAAGCCAGGAUCAAGUAAAAUCAGUUCGUUAUUUUUCAACUGUGAAGCUAGUUUGUUUGGGACACCCUACGUGUAAAAUUUUGUUCCAUUGUAAUAAAUACUUUAAUGCAAAAUAAUUAUUGUUAGAAAUAAAAAAGAUAUAAUAAAUA
Eurytemora carolleeae is the source of this 2858-nucleotide messenger RNA. RefSeq lists its product as uncharacterized. The record is from RefSeq and is a predicted model, not a curated record. The transcript has 16 exons. NCBI's taxonomy places the organism in Eukaryota, Metazoa, Arthropoda, Copepoda, Calanoida, Temoridae. The coding region runs from base 3 to 1796 and encodes 597 amino acids.